AUGGAAGGCGGCGCCGCCGACCUUCACCUGCACCUCCUGAAGGUUCCGGCAACGGUGACAGAGGAGAACCUAGCCCAUGUCCUGGAGACGCUGUGGAGCACCCGGAACACGGGGGUUAGUUCAGUCCAGAAACGAGAUCUUCAGUCCCACCUCGGCCUUGCUUCGACCGGAGAGCUCGAACCCGUAAUUUCCUACCGAUUAUCUCCCUUUCUUCCUUCUCGCCGAUUGUUGCUUGCUUGACCAGUUAAUAUCGCGGAAGCUCUUUCGUUCUGUUCUUACGCUCGGUCGCUGCUGUUGCAUGCUGUUUGUUGGCUCUGUUUUCUAACUUGGCGAAUAUGAGUGCUCGAUCACGUGGAGAGGCCUUAAAUUUGCUUGAUAAGUCUCCUUGUUCUUGUUCCGGCGUCCACAACUCGGGGAAGAUUUGUGGUUAACUGGCCCGCUGGUGUGUGCAUUCUCCAUACUAUAGCGCAAAUCGUCACUUGUUUGGUGGCGGCGUUUCUCGGGGAACUUUGAACCCUAAUUUCAUCGUUGUGCUUCCGUUCUUCAGUAAUGUUUGUAAUGGGACGGCUGUAUUUAAUAUUUUUUUCGUUCAUCUUGAAUUUUUAUGUUUUAUGUGAAGUUAAUUGUUUAUUUUUAUGACUUACGUUCAUCUUGAUUUAUUGAAGUUUCUUAGAUAUUAAGAUGUGGAAUCUGAUGUCAGGUCCUGGCUUGCCUCCGUUCCAUUAUUAGAAAGUCUGGACGUCAAAACCUCUCUAUGGAUGACAUCCAGAGACUCUUCCCUCAUGAUCUUCCUGUUGUGCUUCAGAGCAGUUUGUUGGUUCUCUUUCAGAGAUACCAAAGUGAAUGGAAGGAGGAAGCAUCGAGAGACCAGGUACCUUCCAUGUUGCUGAUAUGUAACAGUUCAGAUGUAUGUUCAUCUAACAUCUCAUUGUUGGAGAAGAAAUCAUCCUCUGUCUGUUAAGUUAACUGCUUUUUCUCAGGCGUCUCAUCGUUUGACAAAAUGCUCAUCUUUAUGUACCUUCAAUUUUUUCAAGGGUUUGCUUCUGACCAUGAAAGAGGGAUGGGAACAAGUCCAGUCGGACAUAAUCUUUCUUGCUUGCUGAUCACCACCAUCUCUAUGGAGUCUGGUGAUCAUUUCAAUGUUUGUCGACCUUCUCUUAUUGGAGAAUAAGAUAGAGGCUUUGAAUUUUUUUUUAGUGAUGAAGGAAUAACUAUGAACUAAUUUAUGAUUGAUUGAAAGCAUUCUACUUGGCAAGCCCAUGCUCACUUGCUGUUAGCACAUAGAAUUUGACGACUUUAUGAAUGCUCUUCAAUUAGAAUAUUAUGCGUACUGAUUUUGAUAUGAUGUUUUUUCCAUCUUUUCUUAGCCUCUGUGGCAACAAACAAGGAUCUCACAUCAGGCGAAAGUCAGCACAUCACCAGCUUUUGUUCCCUUCACAGCUUCAGAGAAGUUGUCAUCCAUAUGGCCACGGAAAGAUGACGUAACAUCUUGCUACAGCAAUAGUAGCAGUUGUCCUGCACCAGCUGGUGAUCCAGAUCUUCCACACAUGGCCUCUGUUCCCCUGGACGGUGGCUUCUCCAAUAACAAGGUAUGCUGUAAAUCUUGGAUUGGACUCUCGUUGACCUUUCUUUUAGGUUGAUGAGCUGGUGGAUUCACACUGCGCAGAAAAAAUGAUGUGAAUGGUCCUGUAUCUUAUCCUUGAAAUUAAAUUUCUGCACAUCUUUCCAGUUUUUAGUUAUUUUGCAUAUUUUUGGUACAUGCUAUUUAUUCAUAAGAUCAUAGAUUUCCAAAUCCUGAAAGAUGGAAAAAUGACCACAGUGGCAUCUCCUUAGCGAUUGGCGUUUAUUAAAAGAGGGAAAUAAAGGAUUAUUCAGGCAUGAAAUGGAGUGUUGGAUAUCUGAUAUUCCGAUCGCUCUUGUUUCCAGGGAAAUCUUCCUUGUCUGAAGUCAAUGACGUGGACCAUAGAGAAUCGACAUUCAGGACCUUCUGAUCGGGUGGCGGUCAUUUGCUUGAAGGUAUGGCUCCUUGAUGCUUCCUUGUACAGUCAAAUAUCGCCAAACUGCAGCGGCGCGCUACAGUGAGCGCAAAUGAGAUAGAAGAAUGAUCGAAAUAGGAUUCUUCACUGCCACAUUCCAGAAGGUUCCCAAAUCAUUGUUCUUCAUGAAAAAUAUAUUUGCGCUGUGUUAUGGAUCAAAUGAGAAUACGUUGUAUUAUUAUUUGAUCACGAUCGUAUGAGUCUUUAUCUUUCUUUUCUUUCUUUUUUUUUUUGCUACUACCGACGCAAUUAUGGAGAGCCAUAUAUCUUGAGAUGAUCCAUCACUCAAGUACCAGUUCCAAAAUAUCGUAGGAUUGAUUAACAUUAAAGCUUUUAGUGAGAGAGGGUUUCCUCGUAACGCAGCGCUUGUUACUGGGUAAACUUUGUCUUUCUCAGCAGCCUCAUUCAGUAGUUAUGGAAAUCGUGUGCGAUUUACUAAUUCUUUCCAUUAAUCUUUCUGCAUCCUCCACCUUUGCUCUUUGUUAUCUUUUAACACUUUUUCUCUCUUGCAGCUGCAAGAUUAUACAAAGUCUCCCUCGGGUGAGGUCGAGGUCAAGUUCCAACUUUCCAGAGACACUUUGGAAGCUAUGUUGAGAUCAAUGACGUAUAUCAGUGACCAGCUCUCGAGCUCUGUAAGGGCUUCACAUUCCUCCCUUUUCUUAUCUUCAUCGUUUUAUCUUUUAUGA
Messenger RNA from Spirodela intermedia, 2722 nucleotides. Lineage: Eukaryota; Viridiplantae; Streptophyta; Magnoliopsida; Alismatales; Araceae. The record is from the annotation of a GenBank genome assembly.